AGUAGCGUCACCUUUCCCAUCACCCCGUCCACCAUUUUGCAGUCUUUCUGCAAGCUUGCUGCUUCCAUUCGUGGUGCAGCUUUAAUUAAAUACUUUCGUCUAUUCACUGAACGUUUGGAGAUUUGACGAAAAGAUGGCAAACGCAUCAGCAGACGUGGAGCUUCCCGAGGACGCAGAAACCCGCAAGCUGUCGGACCUGAGAGUUAUCGAUCUGAAGGCCGAGUUGAAGAAACGAAAUCUAGACACGACUGGAGUCAAGAGCGUCCUGUCGGAACGUCUAAAAAAGGCAAUUGAAGAAGAGGGUGGGAAUCCAGAUGAGAUCGUUGUCGUUCCAGAAUCGACCCCUAAAAGAGCGACCCUUCCACCCAAACGAGGAGCAUUCAAAGAUUCCAAGCCGGAGAACGAUGAAACAGAAGAUGCUGUCAUGGAGGAUUCCCGUGAUGAACAGGAUGAUCAGGAGAACAUGCAGGACAUGGACAUCCUUGACAUGAACGUUCUGGAUGAGACGGAAAACGACAACGGGAUACCAGCCGACGAUCACUUGGAUGAAGAUAACUUUGACAGAGAUGAUGAAGCCUUGGAACUCAACACCGCAGAUCUGGAGCUGGACCAAUGUGAGACACUCGACGAAGAUGAAGCUCUGCUAGACCCUUCUGCACCUGCGGAUCUGGACGCUGAUGAUGUAAAAGAACAAGCAGAAAAUGACAAAGUAGCCGGGUCUUGUUUAUCUGAGCCGCUUAACGAAGAUCGCCAUGAGACGGGCCCCGAAGAAGAGCAAGCCACCACCACCGGAGAAGAAGACCAUGUGUCCAUCACCGGUGCCAAGUCUGACAACGCAGCGUCCGAAGAUACGGAGCACGACAGGAGCGUUGUGGAGGCCGACACCACCGUGACAGAUGCCGGGGACGGGCGGAGCGCUUCAGAAGAGACAUUAGACUUUGAAAACAAAAACUCGCAGGCUGUUAGUGUAAGCGAACAGGGUGACACGGGUGAAACUGUUGAUUCAGAAAAGGGCUCUAAGAAGGGUGAGGAAGAUGAGAAGACAGAAGAUAACGCUGCUGCGGAUUCAGCCUCUACGCUGAAAGAGUCCUCUACUGUAGAGGGCGAUGAUCAGAAAAAGAGCUCUGAGGAGAAAGACGCCACGAGUGAGUCAAAAGAUGAAAAGGCCGCAGGAAGUGGUGCUGCAGCGGGCAGCAAGAAUCUGUGGGUCAGUGGUCUGUCCACAACCACCAGAGCGACUGAUCUGAAGGCUCUCUUCAGCAAAUAUGGCAGAGUUGUUGGAGCUAAGGUGGUGACCAAUGCCAAGAGUCCUGGAGCUCGCUGCUUUGGCUUGGUCACCAUGUCGACUUCAGAGGAGGCCACCAACUGUAUCAGUCACCUCCACAGGACCGAGCUGCAUGGCAGGAUGAUCUCUGUGGAUCAGGCUAAAAACGAGCCUGCAGGGAAGAAGCCAGCAGACAAGAAGUCUGGGAGCGAGAGGAGACACUCUUCUGACUCAAAGUCUCAGGCAAAAGACAAGACCGAUGGAGAAGGAAAAGAUGAUAAAGAGCAAAAUGAGAGGACUGUAGUUAUGGACAAGUCCAAGGGGGAGCCUGUCAUCAGCGUCAAAACCAAGAGCAAGAGCAGGGACAGGAGCACAAAGAGUCGAGAUCGCACAUCAUCUAGCAAAGAGAGAAAAGGCAUCCUGACGUUUGACCAGAUCAAGGAGCAGAGGGAGAGGGAGAGACAGAGGCAGCGAGAGCGGGAGAUGAGGGAGGUGGAGAGACGCAGAUAUAUGGACCGCCGUCGUGAUCCCCGUUCAGAGCGGGAGAGAAUCCGUCUGUUCCGGGAAAAGGAAGAACAGAAGCAUCUGCUGACUAAAAGACACUGGUUGGAGGUGGAGAAGCAGCGCCUUGAGGCGGACCGCAUGGAGCGCCAGUUCCUGGAGCGUGAGAGGAUGCGUAUCGAGUACGAGAGACGCCGCGAGCAGGAGCGCAUCCUCAGAGAGCGUGAAGAGCUGAGGAGGCAGCAGGAACAGUUGCGCUAUGAUCAGGAUAGACGCGGAGUGAAGAGGCCUUUUGACAUGGAUGGAAGGAAAGAUGAUUGGCCCGAUAAGCGCAUGAGUAUGGAUGACCGCUACGGCCGCUCAGAUUUCAGUCGUCAGGAUCGCUAUCAGGACUUUGAUCACAGAGGUGAUCGGGGUCGUUUUCAGGACGACGGGGGGAUGGACCGGCGAGACAGUGCCCGUGGUAUGGGUGCUGACAGAGAUGGACAGCAUUUCUCAGACAGACACGGCAGAGAUGGAAGAGACUCCUGGGGGGGGGGCUACGAUAAGCGCUUGAAUCCCAGGGAGGGGGGCCGUGACUGGGACUCUGGUCGUAAGGUGGACGGAGACCGGCCGUGGCAAGGUAGAGACGGAGGCGUUUCAAGUCAGAGCCACGUACCCCGCGGAGGAAUGGUCGGCCGUGGAGGCUUUGUGAACACGGGAACAUCUCAGUCUCUCUCUGGAGCUCUGAACAGACAGAACCAGCUGAUGCAGGGCAGCGCGCUGCAGGGGGGGGCUUUCGGCCGGCGCUAUUGAUCUGUGAUGUCAGAACUAUUUCCGCUGGUCAUUUCGUCACUGAUGGGAUAAACUGUUUUUGUAAUUUUUUUUUUAACAAAUUUGUUUUACUGCAGAUCUUAAAUACAUUUGAAGUGCUUUCUUUGUUAGCCUUGUGAUGUAGUGAUCUUCUGUCCUGUACAUUUUUUGUAGAAUAACCAUAUGUAACCCUUUUUUGUGUCCGUUUCGAGCCUUGAAUGCUAGAUUAAGCAUUUAGGACCUGGCCUCAGCUCGUCAGAAGCUUGGUAGAAAGUUUCUGCUCGUUAGAGCAUCCCACUUUUCCUGCUGAGGUAAUAUUCCUACAUUUUAGGCUGUUUUUUUUCCUUCCAUCAAACGUUUGUUGCUUAUCAGUGCUUGCAAGUGCAUCACACAGAUUUAGAAAUAUUUAUGCUGUGUUUUUAGUUUUGUGCAGACUGUGUUGGUGAUUACUCUUCAGUUGGACAGUCUGUCUUGUAAAAUGCACAAGGGGAAAUUCUAAUAAAUGAUUUUUCAUAA
Molecule: messenger RNA, 3073 nt
Organism: Nothobranchius furzeri (turquoise killifish)
Lineage: Eukaryota; Metazoa; Chordata; Actinopteri; Cyprinodontiformes; Nothobranchiidae
Gene: safb
Product: scaffold attachment factor B
Biological process (GO): regulation of transcription by RNA polymerase II; regulation of mRNA processing
Cellular component (GO): nucleus
Molecular function (GO): sequence-specific DNA binding; RNA binding
Source: RefSeq, a predicted model, not a curated record